GUUGAGCAAAGGGAAUGGAAAAGGCUGCAGACUCCUAUCGCCAGGAUGAUGAUUUAAUUUCUGUACCAUUCCAGAGCCAACGCUCUCUCAGAUGCUCUCUUGCACAGGUGGGAAUUUUGUAUCCAGCAUGGCUGAGAAGAAGCCCUCAGGAGGACAGCUGCUGCUGCUGAUCAUUGCUGUUGCCUUCACACACUUAGCAGUUUGCCCGUUUACGAAAGUAGAGGAGAGUUUUAAUCUGCAGGCCAUCCAUGACAUUGUGUACCACAAGCUGGACUUGGAGAAGUAUGAUCACCAUGAGUUUCCCGGUGUUGUCCCAAGAACGUUCCUUGGUCCAAUUUUUGUUGCUGCACUUUCCAGCCCGGCCAUAUAUGUGCUGUCUCUUUUGCACAUGUCAAAGUUUUACUCCCAACUGAUAGUCCGAGGAAGCCUGGGCUUGAUCGUGAUUUACACCUUGUGGAGAUUGCACAGAGAAGUGAGAAAACAGUUUGGUUCAACAGUGUCUAUGAUUUUCUGCUUGAUAACUGCUACUCAAUUCCACCUGAUGUUUUACUGCACUCGAACUCUGCCCAAUGUGUUUGCACUUCCUAUCGUUUUGCUGGCAUUUACGUCUUGGAUACAGCAAAAGCACCGCCUGUUUAUCUGGUUCUCAGCUUUGGCAAUUAUUGUCUUCAGAUCAGAGCUUUGCAUAUUCUUGGGCCUCAUGCUCCUGGUGACACUGUUUAAUAAAAGACUCUCCAUUAUGAAAUUGUUUUCCUAUGCAAUUCCAGCAGGAGCUUUUUGGUUAGGACUCACCGUGGCAUUGGACUCUGUGUUUUGGAGGCAGCUUCUAUGGCCUGAGGGGAAAGUAUUUUGGUAUAACACUGUUCUGAACAAAAGUUCAAACUGGGGCACUUCUCCUUUCUUAUGGUAUUUUUAUUCAGCUUUGCCUCGUGCUCUGGGAUGCAGUAUUAUAUUUAUACCAUUAGGUGUGGUAGACAAGAGAACCAGGAUAUUAAUUUUACCGACACUUGGUUUUAUUUUUUUGUACUCGUUCCUUCCACACAAAGAGCUGCGGUUUAUCAUAUACACUUUUCCAGUCUUCAAUAUAGUGGCUGCCAAAGGCUGUUCACGAAUUCUCAACAAUUACAAGAAGUCAUGGGUGUACAAGAUAGGGUCCCUCUUGGUUGUAGCACACCUUCUAGCUAAUGCUGCUUACUCGGGAACAUCGCUCUACAUCUCACACUUCAAUUAUCCUGGAGGAGUUGCUAUGCAGAAACUGCACCAGUUAGUACCUUCAACAUCAGAUGUUUCCGUCCAUAUUGAUGGAGCUGCAGCACAGACUGGAGUUUCUCGAUUUUUGGAAGUCAAUUCAGAUUGGAGGUAUGACAAAAGGGAAGACCUUAAACCAGGUGACCCACUUAUGUUCUCGUACACACAUGUCCUUAUGGAGAUGGAUCCUGUUCAAAUGUCACAUUACAAGACAACCCACAGAGUACUGGCCCACAUACCUGGCACCAGUGGGAUUGGACUGAAUUUUACUGCUCUACCUCCUGUUACUUUAAACUUGAAAUCUAAACUGGUAUUGUUAGAAAAACUUCCUAGUUCUGGCACAUAAAUUUUAACAAAUUUUACAUACAUUUGCCAAUGAAAUUCUAUUGCACUAAUUCAAAACCAUAUUGCAAUGGCUGUAAAUGAUCAAAAGAACCCUCUUUGAUACCAUUAAUUUCUCUUAUGUGAGUGGAUUGCACAUAUACACAUUUAUAUUUAAUGUCAACUGUAAAUAAUUUUCAGGCAAUUGAACAGCUUGAAAAUCACAAUGCAGAAAACUCUGUAUUAUAUUUAGAUGUACGAUCUAAAGUUACCUAUUCAGAGAUUCUAAAUAAUUUGUAGUAUUUUAUGUCAUUCUGGUUGUUAGUUUCAAGGGUAUAUUAUUACUUCCCCUCCACUGACUACUAAGUACCUUUUUUGUCAUUUUUAAGACCACAACAUCUAAACCCAUUCUGGGCAGGUACACACGGCCUUGCUGCCUACUCUCUGCAGCAGUGCAUGAUUGUAACAGCCUGAGAAGACAGCCUGUCCUUCUGGAUAUACAUUUACAAAUGUCACAUUUGAAAGCAUCUACAACUGAAAAAUCCAGUGUGCAUACACCCAAACUAUGUGAUUUAACAUCUUACACAGUAUCUGGGAAUUGCCUAUAUGAUCUGUGCCUUUCUGUCUUGGAUUUUGUAUAGGGCACUAACUUGUUUAUGUGUGUGGACUCCAUGGCAAAAUCUCUAAAGCAGGUUCUCUGUCUUUAUAGACUAACAGUUGUGGAGUAUAACACAAAGGGGAAAAAUAAGUUGCCCUUGAAGAUGUUAACAACAGGCACUAAAACACAGAUCAAGAGAAGAAUAGUAUACUGCAUUGCUGACAACCUGUCCUUACUUGAAAAUGUUUUAAUGGCAGUAAGCUGCAAGAGGCAUUCUAGUUGCAAAAGUAGAAACUUGGUUAAUAAGAGUCAUUCAGCAAAAUGAUCUGAGAUAAGUUUUCUGUACUUUCUUAUUCAUGUUAAUUAAACUGAGGUGUUUACGUGGUAAAGCACAUCCCAAACAAGCAGGCAUACAAUCUGAUCUUUCAAGUCAAAUGAGUGAUUUUAUCUAAUUCUUUCAAUGGUCACAAUGCUGAACACUUGAUACCUCAUGAAAAGCCUUGAGGUGAUACAAGUGCCCUGCUGUUGUGGCCUGCAGGCAUUGAGGAACCCAGGAUUGAUCUGGCCACAACAGAUGUUAUGCAAAUAUACUGCUUCAAAUUACUCUUACAAUACUGAGUGUAGUCUGGCAAGGAAUGAGUAGGGUGCAGAUGUAUCUGGAUGGAACAAAUACCAGCCUGUAAAACCGGUUCAUCCACACUGUCCUGCAGUUUCCUUGCCUAUUAUGUCACACAUUUAAUCAGUUUUAUUGUGCUUCAAAGGGAAUAGCACAAUGUAUUUAGGUAUUCAGCACAACUGGUGCCACUCAGGGUAGGUGAAACAGUAACACACACAGCCUUAAGCUUGGUGCCAUAAUCACAGUAGCCCUUAUGCAGCACUGACAUAAAUAUUAGGCACUGCUGUGUUGCUUUAUGUUUCCAAGACAUUGCUGAUGGAUGACUCUAUUGGAUUAUUUCCUUUAAGCUUAAAACCCAACUCAGUACUGCUAGAAAAACAUCCUACACCACCUGAGAUUUCUAGUUGUAGCCAUUUUAAGUGAGGUGGGGAAUACCUGGUGUUUUGAGUAUAUGCAAACUGUGGAUAAAUAGGAAUAUUAAUAUUUAUGGUCUCAUAAAAGCCACACCUUUUAAUUUAGCUUACCUUCAAAAAUUCUAUUGUAAAUCAAUGGUUAUAUGCAUGCAGAUAAGGCUUUCCCUCCCUUCAGCUGAAUUACUUCUUGAGUUCAACCUAAACUAAAAAUGUGUACAGAUAUGUGUUGCUAUGUCACACAUUCUCCAAGUGCACAUCUGUUCCUGACAAACUCUUUUACUUGUCAGGACUGUUAGAGCUGUGGGCUAUGCUGUUAUGUGCCGUCUGGUUGCCUCCAACUUAUGGCAACCCUAUGAAUGAAAGCCUUCCAAAAUGUCUUAUUCAAGACAGCCCUGCUCUGCUCUUGUAAAUUCAGGCUGUGGCUUCAUGUUACACAGUUAUCCAUAUCCUCAUUUUGAGACUUAUUAUGCCUGGCUGUACCCUAAAGGCUACCUUUCUGUGAAGUCAUUACCUGAAGAGGCUGAAACAGGAUAUUCUUCUGCUAAAUUUGGAAUAUGAAGGCAGUCUCAAUACCAGUCCUCACUCCAGCCAAGAACCAGUCAAUAUGCAUAUUCAUGGAACAGCUGACUAUGGAAAGACUUCGUGUCUCAAGUUGUGAAGGAGAGUUACCUUCGCAGGUAACCAGAAUGUGUUGGACUAUGUAUAUACAGGUGUUAUGGACUUACAAAGUGCCAUAAAGCUUAUUAAUUUAAAA
Molecule: messenger RNA, 3950 nt
Organism: Varanus komodoensis (Komodo dragon)
Lineage: Eukaryota; Metazoa; Chordata; Lepidosauria; Squamata; Varanidae
Gene: ALG12
Product: ALG12 alpha-1,6-mannosyltransferase
Exons: 10
Coding region: 92-1594 (500 amino acids)
Biological process (GO): protein N-linked glycosylation
Cellular component (GO): endoplasmic reticulum membrane
Molecular function (GO): alpha-1,6-mannosyltransferase activity
Source: RefSeq, a predicted model, not a curated record